UCUUAUAAUACAUGUGUUUCAGUUCAAGGAAUUCAAUACACUUCUAUACGAGCUCAUGAUUGAGGACACGACUAAUGAAAUUAUACGUAAUGACAUACUGAAGCUACACAUUUCGAUGAAGAGAGAGGUAGUAUUCACUGCUUGUGGUUUCUUUAAUUUGGACUACACAUUAGUACAUUCGAUGAUUGCCUCUGCUACUACCUAUUUGGUCAUUCUAAUCCAAUUUGAAUAA
This is a messenger RNA of Nezara viridula (southern green stink bug), 232 nucleotides long. The record is from the annotation of a GenBank genome assembly. Lineage: Eukaryota; Metazoa; Arthropoda; Insecta; Hemiptera; Pentatomidae.